CAUUCUCCUCACUUUUAUUUACGCUCGCGCAAAUAGUAACGAAAUGAGGCUUUCGGUGGUAAAUUUCUUCAAGAAAAGUGUAAAUGGGCACAUUUUUAGAGGUAAAAAUCGUUUGGUGAAACGCGUCACUCCACGCGCCAUGCAAACACUUGUGCGAGAGUACGAACAAACCGAGGCCAACAUGAAGCUGCUGCUUCAUCCAUACCUGACGAAGGAACAAUCCAGCGGACAUGCGAAGGAACUGGGCAAGAAAGAACAGAUCGUGGCGAAAUGGCGCGAGGAACAGCUCAAAAUGAAACCGCACGUCACGAUAGCGGAACGGUUAGCUCACCUGAAAGUAAAGGACGUAUGGGAUUGAGCAGGCAAUCGGCGGAAUAAUACAAAGCGCUACGCUGUAAAAGAGUUUUCUUUUAUUGUACAACAAGCUUUUACAUCAACAAUGCUUUUCUGAGGGUGCGAGUA
This is a messenger RNA of Anopheles moucheti, 462 nucleotides long. RefSeq names its product ribosomal protein 63, mitochondrial. The transcript has 2 exons. Gene Ontology annotation, cellular component: mitochondrial ribosome. Lineage: Eukaryota; Metazoa; Arthropoda; Insecta; Diptera; Culicidae. The record is from RefSeq and is a predicted model, not a curated record. Gene Ontology annotation, biological process: mitochondrial translation. Gene Ontology annotation, molecular function: structural constituent of ribosome. Bases 44 to 358 code for a protein of 104 amino acids.